This is a messenger RNA of Pyrus x bretschneideri (Chinese white pear), 1504 nucleotides long. Its product is annotated as putative lipase ROG1. NCBI's taxonomy places the organism in Eukaryota, Viridiplantae, Streptophyta, Magnoliopsida, Rosales, Rosaceae. The transcript is spliced from 10 exons. The coding region runs from base 22 to 1164 and encodes 380 amino acids. The record is from RefSeq and is a predicted model, not a curated record.
CGCCACCAGUCUUCUCAGUCAAUGCCCGUAUCCGAACGGCGGUCAUCUGCAGCCAUGGAAAACGGCGUCGUAGAGAACGGUGUCUGCUCGUCGGAGUCGCCUACUGGGAGUCGCUACGUUUGGAGCUCCAAGGAGUCCGAAUAUUCUUCCGCUGAUCAUCUCGUUGUCAUGGUCCAUGGAAUCAUGGGAACUGCCGCGGAUUGGAAGUUUGGGGCGGAGCAAUUUGUUAAAACACUUCCGGACAAAGUUAUUGUUCAUUGUAGUGAACGGAAUGGCUCUAAGCUGACUCUAGAUGGUGUGGAUGUAAUGGGGGAGCGAUUGGCAGAGGAGGUUAUCGAACUGACUCGAAAAAAACCUAAUCUACGAAAGAUCUCAUUUAUUGGACAUUCUGUUGGAGGAUUAGUGGCAAGAUAUGCAAUUGGGAGGCUAUAUAGACCCGGUCCCCCUAAAAGUGACAAUACGGAACCUAAAAGUGAGAAUAUGGAACAUUCAUCUCCUAAUGGAUGUGAAGAGGAUGCAAGGAGUACAUUAGCUGGCUUGGAGCCUUUGAACUUUAUAACUGUUGCCACACCUCAUCUUGGAUCAAGGGGUAACAAGCAGGUGCCAUUUCUUUUUGGUGUACCUGCCUUUGAAAGACUUGCUAGUGCGGUUAUUCAUUUGAUAUUUAGGAGAACAGGUCGGCAUCUUUUUCUUAAUGAUGACGAUGAUGGGAAGCCUCCAUUGCUUAAACGAAUGAUAGAAGAUUGUGAUGGUUGUUAUUUCAUGUCUGCAUUGCGUAGUUUUAAGCGGAGGGUGGUGUAUUCAAACGUGGGCUAUGACCAUAUUGUCGGCUGGAAAACAUCAUGUAUUAGACGUAAUAGCGAACUUCCAAAGUGGGAAAAUACUGUUGACGAAAAAUAUCCGCAUAUUGUUUAUGAAGAACACUGUAAGGCCUAUGAUGCUGAGCAGUGUGAGCCUGCUUCAGCAGAAGAUGGUGGCUCUGGCGAGCUUGAAGAGGAACUAUUGAAAGGCCUAUCUCGCGUGUCUUGGGAAAAAGUAGAUGUUAGUUUCCACAGCAGCAGACGGAGAUUUGCUGCUCAUAGUGUCAUUCAGGUCAAAGAUCAAAGCGUACAUAUAGAAGGUGAAGAUGUCAUACGCCAUAUAAUGGAUCAUUUCCUCAAGUAAAACCUAAUGACCGCUAGAAGAAUUGACAUUGCGAUGUGGGCCUACUGUGUGGUUCUUUAGUUCUUUCAGUAACGCUACGCUGAGUGCAGAGAAAUCCGUGAUAUCUGCACCGUUGAAUGGUGUCUCAAUAACUGGCCGAAGGAAGAAUGUAUCUGUAUUUUAUUGGUGCAUUGCAGCUUGCGGCCGAAGGCAUUCGGUUACUAGACCGAAAAGCUGUGCACCAAAUGUGUUCAAUUCAAGCAAGCUACGAGAUAGAAAUUUCGUAUAUUCGUUGUGAUUUGCGAUGUAUAUGUAUAUGAACCAAGACCUUUAUUAUAAAAUGCAAAAUUUCCAUUUCUUA